Molecule: messenger RNA, 1011 nt
Organism: Cynara cardunculus var. scolymus (artichoke)
Lineage: Eukaryota; Viridiplantae; Streptophyta; Magnoliopsida; Asterales; Asteraceae
Product: OPA3-like protein
Exons: 4
Coding region: 160-669 (169 amino acids)
Biological process (GO): regulation of lipid metabolic process
Cellular component (GO): mitochondrion
Source: RefSeq, a predicted model, not a curated record
UACUCGUUGAAGCUGGAUUCUUCGGACCCAUGAAAAGCUCAAAGAACUCGAUUCCAAAUCGAACUGUGUUUUCUUUGGUUUGACGACGAUUCUGCCUGCAAUUCUCAGAGACCAAACAUCAAACACCUAGUGGGCAUCACAUAUCGCACACUUUGAGUGAUGAUAUUACCUUUUGCGAAGCUAGGGACACUUGCUCUGAAAACAUUUUGCAAACCAAUCGCCAAACGUAUCAAGAAAGAAGCUGGUCGUCAUCCCAAGUUCCGCCACUCCAUCAUCAACAUUGCCCAGGUUAAUCAUCGUUUCACGACAAAGUUGCAAAGGCGCAUAUAUGGUCAUGCAAUGGAUGUCGCUAUUCGCCCUCUAAACGAGGAUAAAGCUGUCCAAGCUGCUGCAGAUCUUCUUGGAGAACUCUUUGUGUUCACUGUUGCAGGAACUGCUGUUAUCUUUGAGGUCCAAAGAAGUUCGAAAUCAGAAGCUAGGAAGGAAGCGCUUCGUAAACAAGAACUUGAGGCACUGAGACAACGAGAUGAAGAUCUGGCUAGAGAAAUUGAGAUGCUCAAGUACAAGAUCAAGGAGAUGGAACGAGUUGCCAAAGGACAAGGAUUAGGCACCCUUUUCAACUUUAGAAAACCGCACGCCAUUGAAGAUGGGCAAAGCAAAGGAAUCUAGUUACACGAACACUUGGACUUCCGUGAAAGCAAACCACCGAGUCCAACCCUGCAGGGGUAUUUCCGUCGAAACGUCACCAGGUACAGUACACUGACUUGUAAUGCUUGUUGCAUGCUUUCCCUUGGGUGAUAUUGUUUCAGAACAUUAGAAACAUAUCAGAAUAAGAACAUUAACAUGAGAUUUUCAGUCAGAUGUGGAGUCUCUGAUUCAUGCGCUGAUAUAUUUGCAUUGCUUUUUGGUCUUUCCAAAGAAAAGUGGUUUGGAUCAAGUAGUCUUGUACUGAUAUGACAAAGAGUGUUUUGGAAUACACUGCAACAUGUGUUGCUUUUUUACUUUCUUUGA